CAGUGUGGUGAGAACAGCAGCAAAAAGAAGAAGAAGCUUGAGGGAAGGAGGGUCAUGUGCUGAAGCUCCACCCCUUAUGAACCACUUAGCUCGCCUGUCUGUCAGACUGGGUUAUUUUCACACACUCUGAGCCUGGGCAAGAUCUCCAGUGUGAUUAUGAAUCCACAGAGGCUACCACAGAAACAGACAGCAUGAUCUACAGACUCCACAGCCUGAAAAGAAUAGGAACUUAUCCAGACCUGCCACCAGUGAAGAGGAAAGUCUGUUACCACUAGGCUGAGCUCAACAUUUCACUCCUAAGAAGAGGAAGAAACCAGAACAAAGGCAGCUGAAGAAAGUCUGCUCAUGAGUUUCACAUUAAGAUGAUGGAUCUAAAAAAGCUCAGCGGUGCCAUUUACUGCAGCCUGAAGCACAAAAGAAAACACCUUUGAGAAGAACAAGACCAGAAGACUGCAGCGCUACUUUAUCCCUGGGUGAAGAUGCCAAACAACGUAAGCUGUGAUUUCAAAGAUGACUUCAAAUACACGUUAUACAGCAGCGUCUUCAGCCUGGUGUUCAUACUGGGACUGCUCCUGAACAUGGUCGCUCUGUACAUCUUUACUCGUACCCUCCAACAAUGGAACGAGACCACCAUAUACAUGAUGAACCUGGUGGUUUCCGACACGCUCUUCGUCCUCAGUCUGCCCUUCAGAAUCUAUUAUUUCGUUAACCAGACAUGGCCUUUCGGACACACCCUCUGCAAAAUCUCAGUCUCGCUGUUCUAUACGAACCUGUACGGCAGCAUCCUGUUCCUCACGUGCAUCUGCGCUGAUCGCUUUCUGGCCAUAGUUUACCCUUUCGCGUCCAGAUCACUGCGGACUAAAAGAAAAGCGAAGAUGGCCUGCUGUGGAAUUUGGAUCAUCGUGCUGUCGGGGAGCUUCUCAGUAGGAUUUAAAAUAAACAUAUCAGACAGCACUGCGAAUCGCAGCUUCUGCUUCGAGAAAUACAGCAAUCAACAGUGGAAGUCUGAAUUAUCCAAAGUGGUGGUGUUCAUGGAGAUGGUGGGCUUUGUGAUUCCACUGCUGAUCAACCUCUUCUGCUCCAUAAUGAUCAUCAAGACCCUGCGCCAUCCUACAGGUUCAAACCACGAAGGGCAAUUUAACAAGACCAAGAUCUUGCGCAUGAUUGUGGCCCAUUUACUCAUCUUCUGCUUUUGCUUUGUCCCGUAUAACAUCAAUCUAGUGUUUUACACUCUAGUCCGGAGUCAAACCAUCACCAACUGCACAACGGAAAGGAUCGUCAAGAGCCUCUACCCCGUAUCGUUUUGCAUCACGGUGACUAACUGCUGCUUCGACCCUGUUGUCUAUUACUUCACCUCUGAAACCAUCCAGAACACCAUCAGGCGCAAGUCGAACGCCGUCCGCAGCGGCAUAAAGCACUGGGAUGUACCGGGAUCCUCAGUGUGCAAGUCCCUGAGAACAAAAUUCCUCAGUGAUGAGUCCACAUUAUGAGGACAAGAAGAGGGAAGGGAAAAAAAAUAAAUAAAUAAAUUACAAAACAUUCCAUACCAACACAACAAGACUGGGUUGACUGUUCUGUGAAUUUUUUUUGUGUAUAUUUUUUAUGUAAUUAUUAUUGUUUCACUGUGUAUAUACUGUAUACUAUAUACUGUAUAUCUGACAGAUUUAUUUUGCUUCCUAAUUUACAAGGCCAACUACCCAAACCACUCAUUAGGACUCCCACUAUCACUUGUGACGCCUGAACACCAGGAGGGUGAAAACUAGCACAUGCCUCCGCCCUCCGAUACAUGUGAAGUCAGACUCCGCCUCUUUUUUUUUUUAACUGCUGCUAAUGCAGCAUUGCAGAGUAGCAUCACAGUGCUAACACUCGGAGGAAAGCUCAGCGCGACUCAGUUCUGAUACAACAGACGCAGCCUUGUGCUGAUCCACAUCACCCUAGGAGUGAUGAGGAAAAGAGCGGCAUCUACUGUACCCACCCAGAGAGAGCAAGGCCAACUGUGCUCUCUCAGGGCUCCAGUAGCUGAUGGCAAGCUACAUAAACAGGAUUCAAACCAGCGAUCUCUCGCUGGAGCGAGCCAAUAUAAUAUAUAAUAUAGCCAAUAUAACCACUUCCCUAUUUCUACAUCCAUUAUCUGUUUUUUCAGCUCUAUUAAUCAUAUUAUUGGACACUGUGUAGUUCUAUAAUAAAGUAUGCAGAGAAACAAAUGGACUACAGUCUUUUGUUAUAUUCAUUUCCUCCUGUUAAUUAAAUUCAAAAUGUUCAGGAACACAGCAGCUAAUAUUUGGACGGUGGAUUAUUCUCGUUUUCAGCACUGAAAGUGACACUGACUGGAAUAGUAGUGGUGUAUGAGGUGUUAGAACUGCCCACAGGAGGCUGUUGGUGGACUAUUUUAAUACCAUCAGUGACACUGAAGGGUUUAAAUACUGAAGAACAGGUGCCAGUGCGCCUUGGAAUCUGGUAGUUAGGUUGUAGCAACCGAUUAGCUGCUAAUGCUGCUGCACCCAGCCAUAGUAGAAAUCUGGAAAUCUAAGCUUACUGUAAAUAAAUACAUUUUCAGGGGAGAAAUCUGUGUAGAUAAACAUCCAGUGCUUGUUUGACUUUAAAAGGAAAAAAAUAUAUAUAUUUAAAAAAUACAGUUUUGUUUACUUAACUUUACUGGAUUAGCUGAUUUAGAAGAAAAACAUGGUGACACCCCUGUUUUAUACAGUGCACCUUAUGUAUGAAAAUAUAACAGAAAAUAGACUUUCAUCAAUAGUGCACCUUAUAAUCCAGUGCGCCUUAUAGUGUGAAAAAUACCGUACGCAGAGAAACAGAUAAAGGACUACAGUAUGUAAUUUUAGAACUACAAACUGCUACACUAUGCACAGCAGGGCUGAAAAAAAUGGGUGUAGAAAAAAGGAUGUGGUUAUUUUUGUUAUGCUAUAUCUGUGUAUAAAUAUAACCUGCUUUUUGAAGAUAUCACAGAUUAUUAUUAUUGACUGACACUUAUGUACAGUAUGUAUAUAUGAAAUUAAGGCUCCAGGUUAAAUAUGGAUAUGGACACUGAACUCUGUCUGCAGUCUGUGUUCAUUUCCAAGAUAUUUGUGCAUAUUUUUAAUAACCUUAAGGAUCUGAACAGAAUAGAAAUAGAGAUCAGUGUAGACAGCAGUUCACAUGUUUUUAAUGGUCUCAGAGACCACAAUUUAUACCCUGUUUUUGUUACAGGGAUGACAUAUUAUACAAGGUAAACAAUAUUAUUCCAAUUUUAAGACGACAAAACUAACUUUUUGCUAACUUAAACAAUGGGCAAUAUUGAGAAAAUCAAUAAUUAUUAAAGUCAUGCACAUAUACUGAAAGAUAAGUCAGUAACCAUUAUAGUGACAGGUUUAACAGUGACAAAAAAAAAAAACAUCUACUAUCACCAUGUUUGUGUUUCUGUAGUAAAUGUAUUGUUUAACAUCAAUGGCAACAUAAAUAAUGCAAAGGUAUUUCAGCAGUGAAUGUCACAAUGCCUGAAGUGACAUUUUCUUAUGUGAAGGGAGUGUAAAUGAGUUGAUUUCUUUAUUUUACACCAAUACUACUAAAAUACUAUUUUUAUUAUUUUCAAUUAUGACCCCUGACAUGCUCUACAAUAAUUUAUUUUGCUACAGUGUUAUGAAUCAUGCAGCUAUUAGGAAUGGGCUUUGGUUAUCUAAAUAUAUAAAGACAAGCAUACUUAUCUUCAGUUGAUUUACAUUUACAAGUUCUCAAAUAAGAAUAAAGCAUUUAUGUAUUAUCUUGUUUUAUUAUUGUAUUGUGAUCGAAUACUUUUGGCAAUACAGUGUAUAUAAAUGCUCCCUGUACACUUAUUUGUGUAAGUACUAUUUAUUAUUUUAUACUGUUCUGUAUUAAGCAAAAACAAACCACUGUGCUGUUUAAUUUCUUAAUAAAUCAAUAGUUUUCUAAGCGAUA
Astyanax mexicanus (Mexican tetra) is the source of this 3930-nucleotide messenger RNA. RefSeq names its product lysophosphatidic acid receptor 6b (gene lpar6b). The record is from RefSeq and is a predicted model, not a curated record. Gene Ontology annotation, biological process: positive regulation of Rho protein signal transduction; phospholipase C-activating G protein-coupled receptor signaling pathway. The transcript has 2 exons. Gene Ontology annotation, cellular component: membrane. The coding region runs from base 480 to 1490 and encodes 336 amino acids. Gene Ontology annotation, molecular function: lysophosphatidic acid receptor activity. NCBI's taxonomy places the organism in Eukaryota, Metazoa, Chordata, Actinopteri, Characiformes, Acestrorhamphidae.